CAGAGACUGACGCUGGAUACAUGGAGCUUGCUGGGUGUGUGAGUGCCUCCCAAAGAAGAGUUCCCAGCGCCACGGCUCCCAAGACCUCUGCCAAGCUGGGCAAUGUCAGUCUGGUCAUUGGACACAAGUCGCGGCAGGUGGCAAAAGUGGACGUGGCUGUGCCCCAUCAGGACGUCAUUGUCUCCAGUCAUGCGGUCCAGCGAGUCACCGCUCUACCGCACGGCACUGACCCCAAGGACGUCCCGAUCCACAGCAGGGACGUGGCCACCCCUGCCAAGUCCCUGGACACAGCCCCAAGUGUUCCCUGGUGGGCCAUACUCGCUGGGCUCCUCCUCCUCCUCCUCUUCCUCCUCACCCUUUUGUCUGAGGUACAAGUUGUUUCUGGCUGCCACAAUGUCUUGGGGCUCCAGUAA
Molecule: messenger RNA, 413 nt
Organism: Eriocheir sinensis (Chinese mitten crab)
Lineage: Eukaryota; Metazoa; Arthropoda; Malacostraca; Decapoda; Varunidae
Exons: 4
Coding region: 21-413 (130 amino acids)
Source: RefSeq, a predicted model, not a curated record